CGAAUUGUUAAAAUAUUUAUAAAUAGAUAAACAAGUAGGUUACAUGGUUUUCAGAAAAUGUAGAUAAAUAUAUAGGUUAUCUUAAAAUAGUAUGAGGAAGCAAAAUGACAAUUUUCAGAUAGAUAUUCCUUGGAAGGUACUGUUAGGUUGGGAAAGGAAGGAGACCAGAUAAAAUGGAAGUUGAGGAAAGAUUGUUGUUCUACAGUCAGGAGAUUACAAGAUGCAUCAAGGAGCCAUCUGUCAUUUCUCAUCUCGAGGCAGAUUCAAUUAUACCUUCUGACGACUGUUCAAAGAUAAAGAAGAUAUUUAUAGAUGCCGAUCCUUUUAAAGCCAAUGAAAUGAUGAUCGACUGUCUUAUGAAAUCAUCUGCACAAGGGAAAUGGAAAUCAUUAUUGACCGCUUUGGAAAAAUCAGAAUAUGUCUACAUCAAGUCCUUACUGGAAACGGAAGGCAAACCAAGUAUGAAAGAUGAACGCGAAAAGGCAAUUAUCAGAGUAUUCAUAUCUUACCUAGAGAAGAAUAUUGAUGCAAUGGAUAUCGUUGCUGAGCUUUUUUCAAGAAAAGUUAUAAACGACACGGAUGCCGAGUUAAUUCGUGCUCAAUAUCACAAUAAAGGGAACACAUAUGCAACAAUCGUGCUUUUAGACAGAAUGCAAUGCAGACUGGCUCCAGGCGAAUGGUUUUAUCAAUUUCUCGAUGUAUUGGUUCAAAAAAACCUCAAACACAUUGUCAAAGAAAUCGAGCCAGACUUUUUGCAAUACCCCGAGCGAUUCGGAUCUUCUCAUGAAUCAGUAGAGAAAUGUAUUGACUGUGACAAAAAAGACAUGGCUGUUGAGGCAUGUGAAAUGAAAUUACCUGUAUCCAUAAAGUCCGGUGACAUUCAAGAACACGUUCUUACGGAGUAUUCUAGCGUAGCUACUGACAUGGCCAGCCAUUGCAUGGUUUCAGAAAUAGACAUGAAUGACUGUAAAUCUUCUUCAAGUUCUUCUGACUAUGAAGAUGCUCUAGAAGAAAUUGACGAACACGUUUAUACACCUCAUGCUCUUGAAGGAGAUGAUAUUGAGUCACAUACGAAUGAAGCAAAAGACACAUGCAUAUCUCUAGACAGAUUUGCCUUGAACUCUUGCAGUGAAAAUACAGAUAGAAUCGAAACCUCUCAAGAUGAUAUAACAGAGCUGAAUGCGACUAUACAACUUGGAGAAAGAGCACCUCCAGAGGGACGGAACUUUGAGCCUGAUGUAACAGCUGAGAUUACAACACAGAAUGAUACAGAUGUUCAAAACGAUGAAAUUCCUUUAACAGAAGAACUGACAAGCGAGACAGAAGAAUCUGACGAUUUCAGUGACGCAGAUGAAACAACGGAGUCAAAAUCUUUUGAAGAGAAAUUGUAUCCUUUCCAACAUGAACUCGCAGGGAAGGCAUUAGCGGGCGAAAACACUAUCAUAGUUGCUCCGACUGGAAGUGGAAAAACAUGGGUGGCAACACACAUUAUUGAUAGACAUUUAAAUAUGCCAACAGAAGGAGGAAAGAAAAGAAGAGUUGUCUUCAUGGCUCGCAAUGGAAUACUUGUAGAGCAACAAAAGAACUUCAUCUCCAAACGAUUGCCUUAUGCGAAUGUCCAACAUUUAAAAGGGGACACAGAUGAGGCGAUGAUGCUAAAUGCAUUUCUUGAAGAUUAUGACAUAUUCCUAUUCACACCGCAAAUUCUUGUCAAUAAUCUGAACAAAGAUGUAAAAAGUUUGUCGGUAUUUUCAUUAAUGGUAUUUGACGAAUGCCACCAUACAAUCCGCAAUCAACCAUAUAACACACUUAUGAAGAAAUAUCUUUUGGAGAAAUCGAAUGGAAUAAAAAACUUACCACAGAUCAUUGGACUGACAGCAUCUAUUGGUACUGGAAGAGCCAAAUCAGAACAAGAUGCGCUUGAACACAUAUUUAAUGUAUGUGCAAGUUUGGAUGUAAGAGAUCUGUCGACAGUAGAAAAGCACAAAGAUGACCUAGCAAAGCAUGUCAGCAUUCCAAAAGAAGACAAAAUACCAAUGCAAGCGAGACAAACAGAUCAAUGUAAAAGCAUACUUUUAGUGGCAUUGAAGAAAACACUCGAUUUUCUUGAAGAUUUAGCAUGGACGGAACCGAAUUUGAUAGAAAUAAUGCACAAAUGUCCAAAGAAUAUUGAAGAAAAGGAAUUUGGAAAGUGGAUAUCGGACAUAAGUAAGGCAGCAGAAUCACUAAGAAGAGGUCGGGGAAGAAAUGUAGUCUCCUGUGGAAAAUAUCUUCAAAUCUACAACAAUGCUUUAGAGAUAAAUAGGUUACUGAGAACUACAGACGUUGCACUUUACCUUGCACGUCAACACGAGGAAGAAGCUGAACACCCAGAAACCUUUACAAAAGAAGAAUCAUGUCUGUUUGAAACCCUGAAAGAGGUACAAAAAGACUUAAGAAAAGUGAAGUCUGACAAUCCCAACGUGCACGUCGUAAGUAGUAUUUUAUCAAAUCUUUUUGCUGGAAAGGAAGCAGAUGCUAACUCUAGAGCCAUGGUUUUUGUGCAAACACGAGCAACAUGCAGAGCUUUGGCAGCUUUCCUCAACGAAGAGUUAAAGUCAAUAUACGUAAAAGUGAGUCCUCUAAUAGGAAAAGACACCAGAGGAAUUGAUAAAGGCAUGACUGAGGAAGACCAAACAAGAAUAAUAGAUGAAUUUAAGGAAGGUGAUUUCAAAGUGCUAGUGGCGACAUCAGUUGGAAUGGAGGGCCUUGAUGUACCUGACUGUAAUAUGACACUAAAUUACAACUUUAACGCAAACGAAAUUACCAAGAUACAAAUGUCAGGACGCAGCAGGAAAGCAAAGGGCACAGCAGUUAUGAUUGCUACUGACACUCAGUUCGAUAAAGACAGAGUAGUAAUGUACAGAGUUAAAUUAAUGGCGUGGGCAGUUGCAUUUUUUAAUAAUUUGGAUGCCAAGUCCAUUGAAAGACGAAUACUUACUGCGCAGAAGAAAAUCAUUGAUGACUAUAAAUGGCACCUACAAACAAUGGAGCUGUCUUACAACAGGAAGUCCGAUGUAAAUGAUUACGAAAUUCACUGUAAGAAAUGUGGCAAACAUAUUUGUAAUACUUCUAAUCUCCGGAAAUUAGAUACAUCUUAUAUUGUUGCCAUGCAAGGAUUUGAACAGAAAAUCCGAAGAGUAGAACAUGAAAGAAGUGUUAGUAUGGGUUUACUGAAGAAAAUAUGUAGGAUGUUCUGCACGCAUUGCUCUAAAGCCUGGGGAGUUAUUGCAAUUAAAGGGGACCUUGAAUUCUAUAUUCUCAAAUUAGAAAACUUAAAGUUUAUCUGUGAAAAUUCAAAUGAAUAUCAAACAUAUAAGAAUUGGUCAAGUAUGCCAUACAAGGUGACGGAAAUAAGAAAUUGUGACCUUGAGCGUUUAUACAAGCAAAAUGAAUAAAGAAAUCAAUGCACUCUAAAGGUGAUCAUCAUAAAUCCUUAUCUCUCUGUAAAACCACAAAUGUUUUUUUUAAGCAAUAUUCGGAUAUAUUAAUACUACAAUCACUGUGAUCUUAUUUAUAUAUUUGAUUCUGCAUUAUCAAAUUGAAUUCUGGUCAGUGUCUCUGGCAAAUAAAAUUAUGCUUUAAGUAAGAAUUUACAAUUUGUAAAAAUUGUCUUAAUAAGAUAGACGAUGAGUAGCGGGUGUUGUUAUAUAAUUAAAGGAUAUCGUUAAGUAUAUUUCUCUAUUGUUGUGUAAUGAAUGUAAUGAUUGUUUGCACCAUUUUCAUUAUUUAAUAUGAUUAAA
Ruditapes philippinarum (Manila clam) is the source of this 3782-nucleotide messenger RNA. Its product is annotated as antiviral innate immune response receptor RIG-I-like. Gene Ontology annotation, molecular function: ATP binding; DNA binding; hydrolase activity. The record is from RefSeq and is a predicted model, not a curated record. The transcript is spliced from 18 exons. Gene Ontology annotation, cellular component: cytoplasm. Bases 174 to 3437 code for a protein of 1087 amino acids. Lineage: Eukaryota; Metazoa; Mollusca; Bivalvia; Venerida; Veneridae.